AAACAGCAAUUACACCACAUUGCUGUUAUGUCGAUAUUCUAAAGUGAUUGUUGUGAAGUUAAAUAGAGUUAUUAUUAGCAUUCCGAUAACAUUUUCGUGUCAAAUAAGAAUAUAAAAAAUGAUAAGUUGUUAGAAGGAUUGACAAUUGCUCAUUGCAUUGCGCAAAAUUAUUUCGGAUAUUUUUCAACGGAAACGGGAGUUAAAUUUAAUUCAAGAAAAGUAUAACAAAAAGUUUGAAGUUUGCAAAGCCCAGCAAUACGAAAUUUACGGUUUACGAAAAGUUUGGUGAUUAUUGCAAAUGUAAAAGCUGAGGACACAAGCCAAUACAUAUGGCUACUGUGUUAAUAUUGAGUACCAUUUUACUGGUAUUAAUAUCUACCCUAUUACAUAAAUAUUUUACUAGAAAUUUUAACUACUGGAAAUCAAAGAAUGUAUUUUACAUUAAACCUAUACCACUGCUCGGAAAUAUGCUGCCCGCCUUGAUAAUGAAGACAACGCUAGGAGAAUGGUUGGGUGACUUAAGCCAUAAAAUCAAAAAGGACUACUUUGGAAUUUUCGUAUUCGAUCGACCAGUUUUGGUGGUUCAAUCCCCAAAGCUAGUAAAAUUGAUCCUACAAAAAGACUUUGAAUACUUUCAAAAUAGAUCAGUGGCCCAUUACGAACACGAUCCGAUUUUGUCCAAUUUUAUGUUCAUGGCUAAAAAUCCACGGUGGAAAGCUGUACGAUCAAAACUCAGUCCAGUUUUUUCUACUGGAAAAUUAAAACAAAUGUUUCCACAUAUCUUAAACGAAGCUAACCUUAUGGUGGAUUACGUCAGGAAUUUAGCUAACGUGCCUAAUGUUGAAUCCAAGGAAAUAUGUGCGAAAUUUUCGACUAAUGUUAUAGCAAGGUGUGCAUUCGCAAUAGACGCUCGAUGCUUCAACACAGAAAAUGCCGAAUUCAGGUAUCUUGGGAGGCAAUUGUUUGAUUUUCGGUACUCUACGGCUUUUCGAUUGUUUACCGGUUUACUAGCCCCGAAGCUAGCUAAUGCACUUGACAUGUCACUUUUUGAUCCUCGCGUGCUUAACAGAUUAAGCAGUAUAUUUGGAGAAAUUCUAUCAAGUAGAAUCUCUACUCCCGAGCUGAAAGGGAAGGAUUUGAUUGAUAUAUUUAUCGAAGAGAGUAAAAGCAAUAAUGUCCAUUUUGAUCAAAAUGUAAUGAUGGCGCAAGCCUUACAGUUCUUUGCUGCAGGAUUUGAAACAGUCAGUGGAACUUUGAGUUUUACACUGUAUGAACUUUGCGUCAACCUACAGUUACAGGAUCGCCUUAGAACUGAAAUAUUUGAUAAUCUUGAGAAGCAUGAUGGAAUUACCUGCGAGGGUGUGUCUGAAAUGAAAUUUUUAGAUAUGUGCAUUGCAGAAACUCUGAGAAAAUAUCCAGUACUUCCAUUUCUGGAUAGAACUUGCUUGCGUGAUUAUAAAGUAGAAAAUUCAGAUCUCGUCAUCGAGAAAGAUUUGGAUGUUUACAUUCCAAUGUUUGCAUUACAUUUCAAUCCUGAGUUUUUCCCCCAACCUGAGAAAUACGACCCACAGAGAUUUGCGGACAAAUCCAAAAUCAAUAACGAAGGACUGUAUUAUGUUCCUUUUGGUGAUGGGCCUAGAAUAUGUAUUGGCAAUAGGUUUGGGUUGUUGGCUGUAAAAAUUGGUUUGGUAAGUUUAUUAUCUAAAUAUAAGCUGGAAGCAACAUCUCAAACUCCAAGGCCAAUAAAAUUCGAACCGAAAGCUCUGAUUUUACAAUCUAAUGUGGGCGUACCUUUGACAUUUGUACCAAUUUGAUGUAUUAUAAAAUUAGUAACAUUUGAAGGUUAAAAUAUAUUGGCUAUUUGUACCCUUCAAAAAGAUCCUUAAUGUCUGGAGUAAUGCAUUAAAUAAAGAGGAACCCAUAUGUCGGAGA
Molecule: messenger RNA, 1932 nt
Organism: Dendroctonus ponderosae (mountain pine beetle)
Lineage: Eukaryota; Metazoa; Arthropoda; Insecta; Coleoptera; Curculionidae
Product: cytochrome P450 6k1
Exons: 7
Coding region: 330-1814 (494 amino acids)
Molecular function (GO): heme binding; monooxygenase activity; oxidoreductase activity, acting on paired donors, with incorporation or reduction of molecular oxygen
Source: RefSeq, a predicted model, not a curated record